AUGCUAAGAACUACUAACACAAUCAAUAGAGUAACAAUAAAACAAUCGUCUACAACAAAGAUAUUAAGAACAAAUCCUUUAAUACUAUCUUUCAUACCAUUACAACAGAAACAACAACACACAUACUUACAUACUUCCCAAUCAUUAUAUGCUAAUGGAGGUAAGUCACCAUUAGACGUCUUUCGUGAAACUUUCAAACAGGAAUGGAAUCAAUCAAAAGAAUUGCAAGAUAAUAUUAAGCAAUUACAAGACGCCAGUGGCCGUUUGGCUGAUAAUGAAACUUUAAAGAAGGCCAGGGAAGCUACACAACGUUCAAGUACCAUUUUAUCCAAGACUUUAAAAAAAACUGGUGAAAAAUUAGAUUCUGUUGCUACCAAGGCAUGGGAUAGUGAGGUGGGUAAAGGUACUAGGAAAAUAGUUAAUGCCACUGCUGAAACUAUUGAUGAAAAUGUUAUUGAACCGGUCAAGAACACUAAAGUUUACAAAGAAGUUAGUUCAACGUUAAGUGAUGGAUCAAGUACUGCUUACGGUGGGUUUCUUACCAAGGAAGAAAGAGAAUUUAAAAGACAAGAGGCCUUGCGUAAUAGGAAGAUGGCCACAAAAAGCAAUGAAGAUGCCGGAACAGCUCUAGUAGCUACAGAUAUCGAGUCCAAGCAAGAUUUCACCAAAAAAUUACAAGAUUUCCAAACUAAAACCACCGUGGGUAGGGGUUUGCAUCAUUUUAAAAUUAAAUUCUGGGAUGAGAGUGAAAACCCGUUAAUUGUAUUAUUAAGAACUAUUAAAAAUAAAGUCUCUGGUUUCUUCUUUGCGGAAACUGAAGCCAGCAAAGUUAUGGGCCAAUUCCAUUUAAUGGACCCUACUUUCAAUUUAGAGGAUUUCAACAAAUAUUUAAGAGAAUUUGUCGUUCCAGAGGUUUUGGAAGCUUAUAUCAAGGGAGAUGAAAAAGUAUUGAAGACUUGGUUUAGUGAAGCUCCUUUCAAUGUUUAUAGUGCUCAAAAGAAAUUUUACACACAACAGGGGUUAUUCUCAGAUGGUAGAAUUUUAGACAUUAGAGGCGUUGAAAUAGUUAGUGCCAAAAUGUUACCUGCUGAUAUCCCGGUUUUGGUUGUCGGUUGUAGAGCUCAAGAAAUACAUCUUUAUAGAAAUGUUAAAACUGGUGAAAUCGCCGCUGGUACAGAAAGUAAUAUUAUGCUAAGUUCUUAUGCCAUGGUUUUAACAAGAGAUCCUGAGCAUGUUGAUGAUAAAUUAACUGAAGGUUGGAAAAUUAUGGAAUUUGUUAGAGGUGGCAGUAGAUCCUUCACUUGA
This is a messenger RNA of Saccharomycodes ludwigii, 1305 nucleotides long. RefSeq names its product protein translocase subunit TIM44 (gene TIM44). Gene Ontology annotation, molecular function: protein-folding chaperone binding. The record is from RefSeq and is a predicted model, not a curated record. The coding region runs from base 1 to 1305 and encodes 434 amino acids. Gene Ontology annotation, cellular component: mitochondrial inner membrane. The transcript has a single exon. Gene Ontology annotation, biological process: protein import into mitochondrial matrix. NCBI's taxonomy places the organism in Eukaryota, Fungi, Ascomycota, Saccharomycetes, Saccharomycodales, Saccharomycodaceae.